ACGACGCGUUUAGACGUUCUUUGAAAGAACAAAUAUGCGCGACAACGUUGGUUUGGUUCAUUCAUCUAUUAAUCAAACGAAAAGGGUUUUGCGUUAGGGUUUUGUUCUCUCAAUCUUCCAUUGUGAUACCAACAAGCUUCUAACUUUCGCGUUUUCAUCGAAAUACACGACAAAUUAUGGCUGAUUUAGAAAAUGACCUUUUGGAGGCUGCUGGUAUAAACAAACAUUCUCUCCCACCUUCAUCAAAAAAUCAAUUUUUUGAUUCCGGAGUCGAUGAUUCUGAAGAUGAUUCUGAUGACGAUGCAUCUCAGGCUCGUCAUAAGAAGAGAGGAAGAGAUGAUGAUGAUGAUGAUGAUGCCAGUGAUGAUGAUGGUGGUAGUUCUGAUCGUGAGGUGGACAGGAGUGAUGAAUCUGAUGUUGGUGAUGAUCUUUAUAAGGAUGAGGAUGACAGAAAGAAACUUUCUGAGAUGACUGAACUUCAAAGAGAGAUGAUUUUGUCUGAUAGGGCUGCUAAGAAGGAUGAUAAAGAUAUUUUGUCGAAGAUAGCAUCGAAGCGUGAGAAGGGAAAUGUAUCGAGAAGAGAGACUCCGCCUCUUCCAUCUUCUCGUAUGAUGUCAUCUACUAGAUCUUAUGACAGGUCAGCUGCUAAGGAUGGUGCAUUGAAUGAACUGCGUGCUAAGAGGCUGAAACAGCGAGAUCCGGAAACACAGCGCGAGCUGAAAGAGGGGUCUAAAAGUGCAGGAUCUGGGGUUUUGUCGAAAAUAGGUAAACCUAAUUUCAGCAGCUCAAGCCAUAGUGAAAGUGAAAGUAGGUCCCGUAGUGAUGAGGACGUUGAAGGUUUGUCUGAAGGUGAAGGGAUUAUUGACAGCAAUGAUGACAAGAUAAUGCCUGGAUUUGAAAAGCCUUCGUUCGAGGACAUACAAGAUAUCACCAUUCCAAGGUCAAAACUUACGAAAUGGUUUAUGGAGCCUUUUUUUGAGGAGUUAAUUGUUGGUUGUUUCGUAAGGGUUGGUAUUGGCAGGUCAAAGACUGGACCUAUCUACAGGUUGUGUAUGGUGAAAAAUGUUGAUGCCUCAGAUCCUGAUCGGCUGUAUAAAUUAGAUAAUAAAACCACAUACAAGUACUUGAAUGUUGUCUGGGGAAAUGAGACCUCUGCUGCGAGGUGGCAAAUGGCUAUGGUUAGCGAUUCUCCCCCACUUGAGGAGGAGUUUAAACAGUGGGUUAAGGAAGUAGAGCGAAGUGGUGGCCGGAUGCUGAAGAGGCUAGAUGUGGUGGAAAAAAAGCAAGCCAUGCUGAAGAUCAAUAAUUUUGUUUACUCAGCAGCUACUGUGAAGCAGAUGUUAGAAGAGAAAAAAUCUAUCUCGCGGAGGCCACUAAAUGUUGCAGCUGAGAAGGACCGGUUGAAAAGGGAACUGGAAAUUGCAGAAAGCAAGAACGAUGCAGCUGGAGUAGAGAAGAUCCAGACAAAACUGCAAGAAUUGGAGGAAUCCCGGAAAUCUCGGGAGAAGGACGCCAAGGCUUUGAGGCUUUCUGAGAUGAACAGAAAGAACAGGGUUGAGAACUUCAAAAAUGCUUCUGAUUUAAAGCCAGUUAAUAAAGCAUUGAAAGCAGGGGAGGCAGGUUAUGAUCCUUUUUCAAGGAGAUGGACUAGAUCAAGGAACUACUAUAAUUCAAAACCGGCUGAAGAGGCUACAGCUGGAAAUAACACUUCUGGUGGUGCAGUGGGUGAUGGAGGCAGCAAUGGGAUUGGAGCUGGUAUGGCGGCCACUACCGAGGCUUUAGAAGCUGCUGCUGGUGCUGGGAAGUUAGUAGACACAAGAGCUCCAGUAGAUGAAGGAACGGAGUCAAAUGUACUGCAUGAUUUUGAGUUGCCAAUAUCGCUAGCAAUGCUGCAAAAGUUUGGUGGAGCGAAGGGAGUUCAGGCAGGGUUUAUGGCAAAAAAGCAGAGAAUUGAAGAAGUUGUUGGAUUUCGCGUCCCAGAAAACGAUGGAAGGAGACAUCAGCUGACAUUAACAGUUAGUGAUUACAAGAGAAGAAGAGGACUUCUUUGAAAUUUGUUGAAGUGACAAUUUUCCUUUUGGUUAGCUCUAUUACAAGGCAAAAGCUGGUUUGUAUUUUCUGCAGAAAUGUUUUGCAAUAGAUCAUAGAGUUUUCAGUCUGAGACAAACCCCUGGAUUAAAGUUUAGAUUUGUGGUUUACUAAAAGAUUAUGACUAGAAAAAUAUAUUAUCGUGGACAACUUAGUUUUUGCUACAGAAUUCCUUUUAUAUUCCAAGACAUUCCGGAA
Messenger RNA from Medicago truncatula (barrel medic), 2286 nucleotides. Its product is annotated as protein RTF1 homolog. The transcript has 2 exons. Gene Ontology annotation, molecular function: RNA polymerase II C-terminal domain phosphoserine binding; DNA binding. Gene Ontology annotation, cellular component: Cdc73/Paf1 complex. The coding region runs from base 177 to 2051 and encodes 624 amino acids. The record is from RefSeq and is a predicted model, not a curated record. NCBI's taxonomy places the organism in Eukaryota, Viridiplantae, Streptophyta, Magnoliopsida, Fabales, Fabaceae.